Alosa alosa (allis shad) is the source of this 2267-nucleotide messenger RNA. RefSeq names its product tropomyosin 1 (alpha) (gene tpm1). Gene Ontology annotation, molecular function: actin filament binding. The record is from RefSeq and is a predicted model, not a curated record. The coding region runs from base 204 to 1184 and encodes 326 amino acids. The transcript has 10 exons. Gene Ontology annotation, biological process: cardiac muscle contraction; actin filament organization. Lineage: Eukaryota; Metazoa; Chordata; Actinopteri; Clupeiformes; Clupeidae. Gene Ontology annotation, cellular component: actin filament.
AAAAGUAUUGAAUGUCCCAAGGAAUUCAGUCGCUCCCCUUGUGGAAGUACAUAUUUGACUGAACUUACUCUUGCAAACGCUUGCACUCCAGCUCAGCCAUCAGUCCGACACAGUCGCCUCAGUGUAAACCGGCGCUGCCUCACAUCCCCCCUUGGUUAACUUUUCGGAGAUUUUUGGUGCAGUGAAACAAACAAUAACCAGCCAUGGAUGCCAUCAAGAAGAAGAUGCAAAUGCUCAAGCUCGACAAGGAGAAUGCCUUGGACAGAGCGGAGCAGGCUGAAUCCGACAAGAAAGCAGCGGAGGACAGGAGCAAACAGUUAGAAGAUGAAUUAAGAGAUGUGGAAAAGAAAUUGCGUAUUACCGAAGAUGAGCGAGAUAAAUUACAUGAGGAGUUCCAGUCUGCUGAAGAAAAAUUGCUUGAGGCCGAGAAGACGGCCACCAAGCUGGAAGAUGACCUGGUAGCACUGCAGAAGAAAUUGAAGUCCACUGAAGAUGAGUUGGACAAAUAUUCUACAUCCCUUAAAGAUGCCCAAGAGAAAUUGGAACUCGCAGAGAAGAAAGCCACAGACGCCGAGGGGGAUGUGGCCUCCCUGAACAGACGCAUCCAGCUGGUCGAGGAGGAGUUGGACAGGGCUCAGGAACGCCUGGCCACCGCUCUGCAGAAGCUGGAGGAAGCCGAGAAGGCCGCAGAUGAGAGUGAGAGAGGCAUGAAGGUCAUUGAGAACAGAGCUAUGAAGGAUGAGGAGAAGAUGGAGCUUCAGGAGAUCCAGCUGAAGGAGGCCAAGCACAUUGCAGAGGAGGCCGACCGCAAAUACGAGGAGGUGGCCCGUAAGCUGGUGAUUGUUGAGGGUGAACUGGAGCGCACUGAGGAGCGUGCUGAGCUGGCCGAGAGCAAAUGCUCUGACCUUGAGGAAGAGUUGAAAACCGUGACCAACAAUCUGAAGUCCCUGGAGGCCCAGGCUGAGAAGUACUCUCAGAAGGAGGAUAAGUACGAGGAGGAGAUCAAGGUCCUCACCGACAAACUGAAGGAGGCUGAGACCCGUGCCGAGUUUGCUGAGAGAUCAGUAGCCAAGCUUGAGAAGACCAUUGAUGACCUGGAAGAGAAACUUUCACAUGCUAAAGAAGAGAACCUUGAAAUGAACCAGAUGUUGGACCAAACUCUAAUGGAGUUAAAUAAUAUGUGAAAAGCCAGAGGUGUGCCAGCCCUUCCCCACCCGCAGUCCUUUCCAGUUUCCCACCAGCUCCCCUCCAGCGCCCCUCCACCUUUACUCCCCUGUGUUUGUGUUUAUAAUUUGUGGUUAUUUUGCACCUCGCUUGCCAUGAACUCUUCCCUCCCACCUCUUUCUCUCUUCUCUGCACUUCACUGUGGAGAGAGAAAUAACCAGGCGCUUUACCUUUACCCCGUUUGCACCAUUCCUGCUUUCAGCAGAGACCAACGAAAGAGCAGUAAAGGAAGAUAGAUAAGGAAGAAUCCUUUGAAAGAGGCCCAAACAGAGAAACACUAUCACUCAGCCCAAUCGAUAGCUUAGCAUCAUCAUAAUGAUGUCUGCAUUUUGUAGUUCUUUGAGUUUAUCCCCCCUCCCCUCCCCAACAUCAUUGUGACAAAUUAUCAGGUUGAAAACACAUGUGCCAUUUAUUAGGUAUGACUGAAAGAUGUAGUUCAGCUAAGAUUGAAUUGGGCACUUAGUCAUUUCAUUCUGAUCAUGCACAUACUUUUGUCAAUUCAUUAAAGACAACAUGGGAUAAAUCUUUUGCACUUAAAUCCAAUAUUAUGCACAUAGGUUUUGUACGAAUUCCGUUCUUGAAAAUCCAACUGUCGUUUAGUUUUUUUUUUUUUUUUUUUUUUGUGGAAAUUUUCUGAAGUGUGCAUUGAAUUAGGUUGUUCAUGUGCAUACUGGUGCUACUGUGAAAACAAGUUUUAGCAGCUUGUUGCUAGGUAGAUAUAAGUUAUUGCCAAUAUUCCAGUACCAUAAUUUGGAUUGUAUUUCAGUUCUUAAUAAUUUUGUGCCAAACCUUGGUCCUGACCAUAAAGGGACUUGCCUACACUCCAAAGGUUUUUUAUUGUAAUUUUUAUUAUUUAUGUUUUGUUUGUUUUUUUGACUAAACUCAAAACAAAAUGUAUGGCAGCAUUAUUUUUUUGCAAAUCCAUUGUGGGUUUUCCUCAUGCUCAUGGUUCAAAACAUUUUUAUUUUACUGUUUUAAAUGUAGAUGUUGAAAUGUAUGUCAUAUAUGAAAUGUAUAAAGUUAAUAAAUAUGAAUAAACCACA